This is a messenger RNA of Motacilla alba alba, 1030 nucleotides long. Its product is annotated as collagen alpha-1(I) chain-like. Bases 1 to 903 code for a protein of 300 amino acids. Lineage: Eukaryota; Metazoa; Chordata; Aves; Passeriformes; Motacillidae. The record is from RefSeq and is a predicted model, not a curated record. The transcript is spliced from 4 exons.
AUGGCUGUGCCAUGGCAGGGCUUCUCUCCUCUGGUGAGCGCUGGCUGGCGUGGCCGGGAGCUGCGGGGAGCUAACGCAGACAUGUCUCAGUGCGCGGUACCUGCGCGGCGCGGCACGGAGCCUUCGGUCCCCAGGCGCCACAGCCACUUCACUAACCCCCUGUACCAGAGUGACGCUCAACCCUGCGCACAGGAGACGGGCACCUGUACCUGUCCCCCCGGCCGCCUCGGCUUUAUUCAUAGCCCGGGGGCAGCGCGGCGGAGCCGGGCGCCGCGGAGCUGCCGGGGACUGCCUGGGCCAGCGCCCCCGGCCGCGGGGAGGGGGCAAGGGGGGGCGGCGCGGCAGCGCCCGGCACCGGGGACCCGCUCCCUGCAGCGCCCCCGAGGCGGGCUACGCCGUCUCUGCCCGCCCUGGGCGCAGCCCCACAGAGGCUGCCUGGGCACCGGGGGCUUCCUCCGGGCGGAGGUGGGGGGCAGCCGAGCGGGGAGCGGAGACAGGUGCCGGCGGCAGCCGAAAGCAGGUCGGGGCAGGAGCGCUUGCUCCCGCUUGUCCUCUCCGUCCUCCUGCUCCCGUCCCUGCGUCCGGCCGUCCGUCCCGCCCGGCCUCAGCAGCAGGCUGCCACCGCCGCUGCCGCCCUCUCCUGAGGAGAAGUUACGCGGGCCCGAGGCUGGGCGAACCGGCAGCGAGCUCCCAGGCAGAAAUGCCUUUCCCGGUGCGCAGCCUCCCGCCACCCUCAGUCGGUCCCGGGCGCCCAGGGCCGCUUCGGGCUCCGGCCCCGUGUCCGGGGCCGCGCAGCGCCCGGGAUCCCCGCGGGAGCCUGUGCAUGACAAGUUCCACCGCGCGCUCGCUUUAAAUGUGGGGAAACCACACGGAGAAAGAAAAGGAUUAAUCACACUACCCUGAACACCCACAUGGCUUUGCAAGGUGCUGAAGAUCUCGAGCAGUCACGGCAUGCCUUCAGCUUUUGCAAGCACCCCUCUGACGCAGGACGCCAGCUAAUGCUCAGCAGGAUCUAGCUCCAUGAGUAAAU